Uloborus diversus is the source of this 1624-nucleotide messenger RNA. Its product is annotated as caspase activity and apoptosis inhibitor 1-like. The coding region runs from base 695 to 1534 and encodes 279 amino acids. NCBI's taxonomy places the organism in Eukaryota, Metazoa, Arthropoda, Arachnida, Araneae, Uloboridae. The transcript has 13 exons. The record is from RefSeq and is a predicted model, not a curated record.
CAUUUUGGAUUGCGAGCCGCUGCGACCACAAUCCCUUGCGUGUGAAUUAAAAAAGAUGGCGGGUUGUAGUGAAGCACGUAGAGCAUGUGUUGUAUGCUCAUGAGUAUUAUUUAGCGUUGUAUACAGUGUUCCCUGUAUUGUUAGUUGUCGAGUAUAGAAGGGGAAUUAUUCACACUUAAUGAAUAUAAAUUAAUUCUUGAAAUGCUGCUAAGUUGAUAGUAGUAGUAUUGGACUUAAACUCUGGCUGUGUUCCUGCUGAGCAUUAGGUUGAACAGGUGCUUGAAUCAAGGUUGCAAUGAACAUUUGUAAGGAGGAGGGGAAGAUAGCUCCCUAGCCCGCUAUGUAUGUCCAUGGCAGUGCUAUAGUUAGAGGAGGAGAUAUUCCUUUAAAAAAAAUGAAUAAACAUCUGCUUCUAAAGUUAAAUCUGCCUAAAUAUCUCCCUCAGAUAAACGCUCUAAAUUUUAAGGACUUGUAACUGUUCAUGCACACGUCCCUGCAGAAGGCUAUCUGUCUCCUGUCCCUUUCGCUUGCCUUUGUCAAGAAGGGUUGGAUUUUUUCUUGCCGCCUGAGCAUUAAGUUCGAGACGGCGCUAGAUUUGAAUCGUUGCCGGAGCUCGAAUCCCCGCCGGUGCCUCUUGCAGCUUCGUAUACUGAGACAUUAGUGAACUUAGAAAUCUUCUUGCAAUAAAAAAGCGAUGAAAAGCUCCAAGUCGAGUGAAAGUUCUAAGCGGAAAAGACGUGAGACGUCUAUAGAAAAGAGCAAGACCAAGCGGUCACGUGUUCGAUCGAGGUCCAACUCACUUGAAAAAGACAGAAAAGUACAGACUGAUUCUAAAAAUGUCUCUCGAAAAACGAGAUGGCAUGACAAAGCUUCCGAGUCCAAAGAAGUUGUACAACCUUCCGAUGAUAAAGGAAGCCCACAGAUAGUUCCUCUACAGAAGCUGGAAGAUAUGCUCGACGAUAAAGAACGCAUUGUGGAACACAUUUUUGCCACCCUUCCCGCCCCCGCAUUUCAGGAGAUAAUCCCAGAUUAUCUGAAAAAAUAUUCAAAGAGCGAGUUGAAACGACUAUGUAUAGAACAAAUAAAAGACAUGUCGAAAGAUUACAUUCUUCAAUUAAUUUCAGGGAAAGAAGUAAAAUGUUCAGAAGACAUUAAAACAGAAUUGAGUACAGAUGGCAAAAGUGACAAUAAAGGUUCUAUAAAAGUUGAGAAAAUUGACAAGAGUAUUACUACUGCUCCAAAAGAUGACAUGACGAAGAGCCCACCUAAUGUAAGCUGCCACGGAAGUGAUAGCUCAUCACGUGAUGUUUUGGAGCUCUUUGCAACAUCCAACGAAAUGGAGGACCUUAUCGAAGAUGAAAAUAAGAAAGCAGACAAUAAACAAACAGAUGAAGAAAGCAAACUCCAGAAUGAGGCGGAACUGCUUGAAUUAGAAAUGAGGGCCCGAGCAAUACGGUCUCUUCUCAGAGCGAAAAAUCUCUCCAAUGCAGAAAAUGUUGACGAAGACAAACAAGAGGGUCAGGAUGACGAAUAGAAGACAUGUGAUCGCUAGCGUAAUAACGUUGUUUCCUUUCCUACUGAACUAAUAUUCUGUAAAAAAUAAAUUUUCAUGUAAUGUCACUUU